Ficedula albicollis (Collared flycatcher) is the source of this 1943-nucleotide messenger RNA. Its product is annotated as fatty acid desaturase 1-like. The transcript is spliced from 12 exons. Gene Ontology annotation, molecular function: oxidoreductase activity, acting on paired donors, with oxidation of a pair of donors resulting in the reduction of molecular oxygen to two molecules of water. Bases 35 to 1447 code for a protein of 470 amino acids. The record is from RefSeq and is a predicted model, not a curated record. Gene Ontology annotation, cellular component: membrane. Gene Ontology annotation, biological process: lipid metabolic process. NCBI's taxonomy places the organism in Eukaryota, Metazoa, Chordata, Aves, Passeriformes, Muscicapidae.
UGGAGCUGCGGGAGGGAGGAGGGCAGGAGGCAGGAUGGCACCGCCGGGGGGCGGCGGGGAGGUGUGCGAUGGGCACAGCGAUGGGCACAGCGAUGGGGACAGCGGUGGGGACAGCGGUGGGGAUAGGGACAGAGCCCCCGCAGCGGGGAUGCGGCGCCUCACCUGGGAGGAGAUCGGGCAGCGGAGCGGGCGGGGACCGGCACCGCAGGAGCGCUGGCUGGUGAUCGACAGGAAGGUGUACGACAUCAGCCACUUCUGCCGGAGACACCCGGGAGGCUCCCGGGUCAUCAGCCACUACGCCGGGCAGGACGCCACGGAUGCCUUUGUGGCAUUCCACGUUGACAAGGUGCUGGUGAGCAAGUACUUGAAGCCACUUCAGAUUGGGGAGCUGGCACCUGACCAACCCAGCAUUGAGCCUACUAAAAAUGAAAUGCUGGUGAAAGAUUUCCGGGAAUUGCGUGCUACAGUUGAGAGAAUGGGACUCCUGGAGCCAAACCAACUCUUCUUCUUCCUGCUCCUGGCUCACAUCCUGCUCUUGGAUACAGCUGCCUGGCUCAUCCUCUUCUACUUUGGGACAUCCUUGCUGCCCUUUGUUUUCUCCCUGCUGCUGCUGACCAUUUCCCAGGUCCAGGCUUCCUGGUUACAGCAUGAUUUAGGACACCUCUCAGUAUUCAGGAAAACCAAAUGGAACCACUUACUACACAAGUUUGUGAUGUGCCAUUUGAUUGGGGCCUCAGCCAAGUGGUGGACUCUCCUGCACUCCCAGCACCACGCCAAACCCAACUGCUUCCACAAGGACCCUGACAUUGACAUGCACCCUUUCCUCUUCACUUUGGGGAAGAAAUUCUCUGUGGAGCUUGGCAUCAAAAAGAAAAAAUACAUGCCCUACAACCACCAACACAAAUACUUCUUCAUCACUCUUCCUCCGCUCCUGUUCCCUACCUACUUCCACUGCCACACAUUCUACAUUGCCUACACAAAGAAGUACUGGGUGGACUUGGCCUGGAUGCUGACCUUCUACAUCAGAUUCUUUUAUACUUAUGGAUCUUUAUUAGAAACAAAGAGUCUCCUGGCAUAUUAUUUUAUAUUCAGGAUGCUGGAAAGCAGCUGGUUUGUCUGGGUCUCACAGAUGAACCACAUCCCAAUGGAUAUUGACUACGACAAGAAUUUGGACUGGAUGUCUACUCAGCUCCAGGCAACCUGCAAUGUGGAACAGUCACUGUUCAAUGACUGGUUCACAGGGCACCUCAACUUCCAGAUUGAGCAUCACCUGUUCCCCUCCAUGCCUCGGCACAACUACUGGAAGGUGGCCCCUCUGGUGAAGUCCCUGUGUGCCAAGCAUGGCCUCGAGUACCAGUGCAAGCCUCUGCUCACAGCCUUCGCAGACAUCGUGCACUCCCUGAAGAGCUCAGGAGAGCUCUGGCACAAUGCCUAUCUGCACAAAUAAAGGACAAGGCUUGAUGCUACCAUUCAGAGCCUGCCAUAACUGCAUUCCCAGCAAGCUGAGGGGCAGAGACCACAAGGGACUCUCUGGCAGAAGAUAGUGAGUAAGGACUGUGGGAUAAAAUUCCAAUAGAGAUGAAGCUGCCUGGAUUUUUCUUCUGGUUUUUCCUAGGGUUAAUGUUCAGAUAUUUUAAGAGUGGGCAGGACAAGCAGAAGGUGAAUUGUUAGGAGAGGGAGGAGCUCUUUGCUGACUGAGUCUGAGCAUUUCUGAGCCUAGGCAUGGGCUUAGGUCCUGGGCUGGUGGAGCUGCACGCACUUAACUUCACGUCAGAGGCCUCUGUGGUUUUUCCAUUGUUUGUUUUGUUUUCCUUGUGUGGAGGGUUUAAUGCUUAAUACAGCAUUUGCUUACUUUAAUUUGAAACUACAAAGGAUUUUGGAUUAGCAUGGUGUUCCUGCAAUGUGCUCAAACCACAAUAAAUUAGGAUAAACUACAAACAACA